Molecule: messenger RNA, 1034 nt
Organism: Manihot esculenta (cassava)
Lineage: Eukaryota; Viridiplantae; Streptophyta; Magnoliopsida; Malpighiales; Euphorbiaceae
Product: polygalacturonase
Exons: 4
Coding region: 38-982 (314 amino acids)
Biological process (GO): carbohydrate metabolic process
Molecular function (GO): polygalacturonase activity
Source: RefSeq, a predicted model, not a curated record
UCAAGUCUCUCUCUCUUUAUUACGUACACAUCCCAAAAUGAGUUCUUUCAUUCUUGCUUUGAUUUUCAUUUCCCUUACCUCGUCUUUAUUAGCAACAGGAGCCCAAUACAAUGUGCUCAGUUAUGGAGCCAAACCAGAUGGCAAAACUGACUCUACCAAGGCUCUUGUAUCUGCAUGGAAACAAGCAUGUGCGUCUACUAGGCCUGCCACCAUUACAAUACCGGCAGGGAGGUUCUUUAUCAGUAAAAUUCUGUUUCAGGGUCCAUGCAAGAACACUGCAAUCUUAAUAAGUAUAGAUGGAACACUUGUGGCUCCAUCUGAUAUUUGGGCAAUUGGUAAUGCUGGAAAUUGGCUCCAUUUUGAGAAUGUCAAUGGGGUUACGGUUUCUGGAGGCGUCCUUGAUGGUCAAGGCAGUGGCUUGUGGUCCUGUAAGGCAUCUGGCAAGCAUUGCCCCAGCGGUGCAACGUCCUUACGCUUUUCUGGGUCAAGAAAUAUCGCAAUCACUGGGUUGACAUCACUAAACAGCCAAAUCAUUGGAAGUUUAGGCAAGGAUCUUCGAGAGGCUGGAGUGCAGAAUGUGACAGUUAAAUCUGCCAGGAUUGCUGGUACUCAAAAUGGGCUAAGAAUCAAGUCUUGGGGGAGACCCAGUAGUGGAUUUGCUAGGAACAUUAUCUUCCAACAUGUUGCUAUGAACAAUGUCAAUAAUCCUAUAAUAAUCGACCAAAAUUACUGCCCACAUAACAAAAAUUGUCCUGGCCAGGCAUCUGGCGUUAAAAUUAAUGAUGUGACAUACCAAGACAUCCAUGGAACAUCAGCCACAGAAGUUGCAGUGAAAUUUGAUUGCAGUAAAAGGAAUCCAUGCACUGGGAUCAGAAUGGAGGAUGUAAAGAUAACUUACAAUAAUCGACCAGCAGAUGCAUCCUGUAACAAUGCCGAUGGAAAAGCUUCAGGUGUCGUCCAACCUAGUAGCUGCCUGUCAUAAGUUGGAAAAUAUUUGCUGGUUCCCUGCAUGAGGAGUUAUAUUACUGGUACUU